Grammomys surdaster is the source of this 492-nucleotide messenger RNA. Its product is annotated as putative olfactory receptor 10D4. Gene Ontology annotation, molecular function: G protein-coupled receptor activity. The coding region runs from base 1 to 492 and encodes 163 amino acids. The record is from RefSeq and is a predicted model, not a curated record. Gene Ontology annotation, cellular component: membrane. Lineage: Eukaryota; Metazoa; Chordata; Mammalia; Rodentia; Muridae. The transcript is spliced from 2 exons. Gene Ontology annotation, biological process: G protein-coupled receptor signaling pathway.
AUGACAAACCACACUAUGGUGACAGAAUUUACCUUGCUGGGCAUCCCUGAGACAGAGGGCCUGGAGAAUGUCCUGCUCUUCAUUUUCUCAACAAUGUAUGCCUGUGCCCUGCUGGGAAACUUUCUCAUUCUUACUGCAAUCACUACCUCUCCAAAACUCCACACACCCAUGUACUUUUUCUUGGGCAACCUCUCCAUCUUUGACUUAGGUUUCUGUUCCACUACAGCUCCCAAGAUGUUGUCAUAUCUCUCAGGACGGGGUGGGGGAAUCUCUUUCCAGGGCUGUGUUGUACAACACUUCUAUCAUUGUAUUGGUUGCAUAUUGGGCUUCCUGUACACAGUGAUGGCCUAUGACCGCUUUGUUGCCAUAUGUUUCCCUUUGAGAUACACAAUCAUCAUGAAUCACAGAGUAUGCUGUGUCUUGGCCACAGGGACCUGGAUGAGUGGCUGUAUUGUGGCUAUCCUCUACACUGCAGUUAAUGUCCACUUAUAA